Molecule: messenger RNA, 4739 nt
Organism: Melanotaenia boesemani (Boeseman's rainbowfish)
Lineage: Eukaryota; Metazoa; Chordata; Actinopteri; Atheriniformes; Melanotaeniidae
Product: vinculin
Exons: 21
Coding region: 173-3373 (1066 amino acids)
Biological process (GO): cell adhesion
Cellular component (GO): actin cytoskeleton
Molecular function (GO): actin filament binding; structural molecule activity
Source: RefSeq, a predicted model, not a curated record
CUCCGUCUGGGAGUUUUUCACGUUGAUGGUUUUACGGGACGGAUUGAAGUCUUCACACUGUCCCAAGCAAGAAUAGCUGUUGGGAUUGUUUUGUGCUUUUGUAGCGGGAGUUUUGGAUAAACUUCCUUAGGUGGUUUAUUUUUUCUUCUGAUAGUACUCUUAAACUGUCACAAUGCCAGUUUUUCACACGAAGACGAUAGAAAGUAUCCUGGAGCCGGUGGCUCAGCAAAUAUCCCAUCUGGUGAUAAUGCACGAAGAAGGUGAAGUUGACGGGAAAGCUAUACCAGAUCUGUCGGCACCGGUAGCUGCGGUACAGGCGGCCGUUAGCAACCUUGUUCGGGUUGGAAAGGAGACUGUACAAACCACAGAGGACCAGAUCAUGAAAAGGGAUAUGCCACCCGCUUUUAUCAAAGUGGAGAAUGCGUGCACGAAGCUGGUGCAGGCUGCCUCCAUGCUGAAAGCCGAUCCAUAUUCUGUUCCUGCUCGGGAUUACCUCAUCGAUGGCUCUCGGGGCAUCCUGUCUGGGACCUCUGACCUUCUCCUGACCUUUGAUGAGGCAGAGGUCCGCAAAAUAAUUCGUGUGUGCAAAGGCAUUCUGGAGUACCUGACUGUUGCUGAGGUGGUGGAGUCGAUGGAGGACUUGAUCACAUAUACAAAGAACCUGGGACCAGGUAUGACAAAGAUGGCAAAGAUGAUAGAUGAGCGACAGCAGGAGCUCACACAUCAGGAGCAUCGUGUGAUGUUGGUUAACUCCAUGAACACAGUCAAAGAACUGCUGCCCAUCCUCAUCUCAGGUAUCAAAAUUUUUGUAACAACCAAGACAUCUGGCAGCCAAGGUGUGGAAGAGGCCUUGAAGAACCGCAACUUCACUUUUGAGAAGAUGAGUGCCGAGAUAAAUGAGAUCAUCAGAGUGCUGCAGCUUACAUCUUGGGAUGAAGAUGCUUGGGCCAACAAGGACACAGAGGCCAUGAAGAGGGCUUUGGGGCUUAUAGAUUCCAAGAUGGCUCAAGCUAAGAAUUGGCUGAGGGAUCCAAAUGCUCAACCAGGAGAUGCAGGUGAACAGGCCAUCCGACAGAUUCUGGAUGAGGCUGGAAAGGUCGGUGAACUUUGUGCAGGAAAGGAACGCAGAGACAUCCUUGGCACAUCCAAGACUCUGGGCCAGAUGACUGACCAGGUGUCUGAAAUGAGGGCCAGAGGUCAAGGUGCAUCCCCAGCUGCGAUGCAGAAGGCACAGCAGGUUUCACAAGGGCUCGAUGUCCUCACGGGUAAAGUGGAAAAUGCUGCUCGUAAACUGGAGGCCAUGACGAACUCAAAGCAGGCUAUUGCUAAAAGAAUCGAUGCUGCACAAAACUGGCUCGCAGACCCGAAUGGUGGCCCAGAAGGAGAAGAGAACAUUAAGGCCCUGCUCACUGAGGCCAGAAAGAUUGCAGACAUGUGUGAGGACCCCAAAGAAAGAGAAGACAUUUUGCGCUCUAUUGGAGAGCUGGCUGCCAUGACUGCGAAGCUAUCUGAUCUCAGAAGACAGGGUAAAAGUAACACUCCUGAGGCCAGAGCUUUGGCCAAACAGAUAGCAACAGCCCUGCAGAACUUGCAAUCCAAGACCAACAAGGCUGUGGCCAACAGCAGGCCUGCAAAGGCAGCUGUUAACUUAGAGGGAAAGAUUGAACAGGCGCAGCGCUGGAUUGACAAUCCCACCAUGGAUGACAGUGGCGUGGGGCAGGCAGCCAUCCGUGGCCUGGUGGCAGAGGGCCGCAGGCUGGCCAACGCUUUGCCGGGUCCGUACAGGCAGGAGCUGCUGGGUAAAUGUGAGCAGGUGGAGCAGCUCAUGGCCCAGCUGGCUGACCUGGCUGCCCGCGGCGAAGGGGACUCCCCUCAGGCACGUGCUAUUGCUCAGCAGCUCCAGGAGGCCUUAAAAGACCUUAAAGGAAAGAUGCAAGAAGCAAUGACUCAGGAAGUGUCUGACAUCUUCAGUGACACAACCACCCCCAUCAAAUUACUGGCAGUGGCUGCAACCGCCCCUCUUGAUGCUCCCAAUAGAGAUGAGGUAUUUGAGGAUAGAGCUUCCAACUUUGAGAACCAUGCCAAUAAGCUUGGCGCCACAGCAGAGAAGGCAGCUGCUGUUGGCACCGCUAACAAAAGCACAGUGGAGGGAAUUCAGGCUGCUGUCAAGUCAACAAGAGACUUAACACCGCAGGUGGUAUCUGCUGCUCGUAUUCUUCUGAGAAACCCUGGCAACCAAGCUGCAUAUGAACAUUUUGAGACCAUGAAGAAUCAGUGGAUUGACAAUGUGGAGAAAAUGACAGGCUUGGUGGAUGAGGCUAUCGAUACCAAAUCUCUGCUGGAUGCCUCAGAGGAGGCCAUAAAGAAGGACCUGGAUAAAUGCCGGGUGGCCAUGGCCAAUCACCAGCCUCAGAUGCUGGUAGCCGGUGCCACCAGCAUCGCCCGCAGAGCCAACCGUAUCCUCCUGGUGGCAAAACGAGAGGUGGAGAAUUCUGAGGACCCCAAAUUCAGGGAAGUGGUGAAGGCUGCAUCUGAUGAGCUGAGCCAGACCAUUUCUCCGAUGGUAAUGAAUGCGAAGGCAGUGGCUGGAAAUAUUCAAGAUCCAAGUCUUCAGAAAGGCUUUCUGGACUCUGGUUUUAAGAUUCUUGGUGCUGUUGCAAAUGUCAGGGAGGCCUUCCAGCCCCAAGAGCCAGACUUCCCACCACCACCCCCUGAACUGGAUCAUCUUAGUCUUAAUGAUGAAGCAGCACCUCCCAAGCCUCCUCUUCCUGAAGGUGAGGUUCCUCCCCCAAGGCCUCCUCCCCCUGAAGAGAAGGAUGAGGAGUUCCCUGAGCAGAAAGCUGGCGACGUGGUAAAUGAGCCCAUGAUGGUGGCUGCCAAGCAGCUUCACGAUGAAGCCCGCAAAUGGUCCAGCAAAGGAAAUGACAUCAUUGGUGCCGCCAAACGAAUGGCCCUGCUCAUGGCAGAGAUGUCGCGUCUGGUGCGUGGAGGCAGCGGAAACAAGCGUGCACUCAUUCAGUGCGCCAAAGACAUUGCAAAAGCUUCAGAUGAGGUCACUCGGUUGGCUAAGGAGGUAGCCAAGCAAUGUACUGACAAACGCAUCCGGACCAACCUGCUCCAGGUGUGUGAGCGCAUUCCUACCAUCAGCACUCAGCUGAAAAUCCUGUCCACAGUCAAGGCCACCAUGUUGGGUCGUACCAACAUCAGCGAAGAGGAGUCGGAGCAGGCGACUGAGAUGUUGGUCCACAAUGCUCAGAACCUCAUGCAGUCUGUGAAGGAGACGGUCAGAGAGGCAGAGGCAGCUUCCAUUAAGAUCCGGACAGAUGCAGGCUUCACCCUCCACUGGGUCAGAAAAACCCCCUGGUACCAGUAAGAGGAGGACUGCUGGUACUCCGCCUCUUGCUGGUUCUGUCCAGCUGUCCAAGAGGACAUUGAAUGGACAGACAUGUUUUAUUAUAGCCCCACAUCUUCAAAUGGGCAAAGUUUCUCGUAUUAGUCCCAUGUCCUGUCUGUAACGGUUGCUGUUGUGCUAGAAUGUAAACGAAGGGACUAUCGGUGUGAGUUAUGGGUUAAAAUCUUACUGGGAAGUAUGUAAAAAUAUAUAUUUCAAAACUUAUUUUGACAAAUCCCAGGAAAUAUAUAUAUUUUGAUCAAAGGUUAGAUUUCACAUAAUGUAAGGGUGAUUGUUUCUGGUCUUUUUGGAUCCAGAUCACAUUAAGUUAAAUUUAAAUAACAUUUCUUCAAGACAUUUUUAUAUCUUUGUACUGAUUAUUUUAUCACGAUUAUUUGUUCACUUUGCUAGGAAAAGCACAUGAACUUGAGAAGUUGUUACAAGUACAGCGAUAGCCUAUGCUCAGCACACACAGAAUAUAUAGUGCUUUUACAUCUGUUUACAAUAUUCUGUUUAAGUGAAAGAGAAACACUGUUCUUUUAAUACUGUAAUGCAGUUGUAGCACUCUUUUUCUUUAAGAUCUGCCAAAGAUAUUUUACCAUUAUCUUUGAAAGUUUAGUUGUCUUUUGUCAGUUUUUUAGACACGUUAAAUAAAUAACAUGAAAAUCUUUGCUGAAAGCAGGCAAAGACUUAAAGUUUGCAUUGGAGUUUAGAUUUUUUGAAUGUUGCAUUAAGAUGAGAAGUAAAAGAUACAAGCUUUUCAGACACUAUUAGGCUAAUAGCACAGUUUUUAUGUCAACACCACACACUUGUCUUUUUUUGUUGUUGUGCACAAUCAUUUUGGUAAUGUAUGACUUGCACACUUCUUGACUGUCAAGGGAGAGAGCAGAACUUAAACAUCAGACAAGUGUCUUCAGCUGGUGAAACCUUCAUUCUGUAUACUCACAUUUGUCUCUACAUGUUUUGAUACACUAAAUGGAAACGGCCACCUUUCGUGGCAACUGUAGUGAAUACUUUAAAAUCUCUGAAGCCCUUUUAUGUUAAGUGUCCUUUAGAUAGCUAAUACCAACUAUGUGCCUUGCAAGAUAAACAUAGUUUGCAACUGAUAGUUUUCAUUUUAAGAUAUUUGUAUCAUUUGAAGGUGUGGCUGUGUUAAUUUGUUCAAAACACUUAUUGUACAGAAAUUUUCUUUAAAGCUAAACCUGAUUCAUGACUUUUACUAAUGGUGAAAUUAUGCUCUAUGCAAACCUUGAGGUUUUUUUUUCUCCUAAAAUUAUGCAACUUGGAUGGGUUUAAAUGGUUCUGCUUAAAUGUUGUUCACUAUUUUGUAAUAAAGCAUUUUAUAGCA